UCCCAGUCAAACAAUUUGUGUUCAAACAUAUGUGUAAUGGUAAUAACUGUAUAUGUGAAACUUAUUCAUCUCGUUCUAUAAAUAUUCUUUCAGCUGUCUCUCGAAUUUUCAGAUCUAUCAACUAAAAUUAUUCUACUAACAAUCAAUACUAAGAGGGAAAGCUUUUUGUAUUACUAAAAACAGCAGUUAUGGCCAAGGCAGCUUCUUUGUUUGUUUUCCCCGUCAUGUUCUUUGUGAUGUUAUCUUUAGUUGAAUAUAAUAUGGGAUGCAUGGCGGUUAUUGGUUCGUGUCGUUAUAUUCCUGAUUGUGGUGCGUCAUGCAGGGUUAGAUUUGGAAUAAAGGCACUUGGCUAUUGUGACCGCGAUGGUGCUUAUGGAACAUGUAUCUGCACUUAUCCUUGUCUGAGUGAUAAGAUUAAUAUAUGAUUUAUGUUCUAAUUUUGAAAAAUUCUUCAAUAUGUAUAAUUAAGUAGAAAGCAAAAUUCAAAACUAUGUAAUAUCGUAGAUGCUAUGCUAUGAUGUGACGAUGUUUUGUAAUGUUUUUAAAGCAAUAUACAAUAAACCUUUGGUAUUAAUAAAAAA
Messenger RNA from Brassica napus (rape), 581 nucleotides. Its product is annotated as putative defensin-like protein 170. NCBI's taxonomy places the organism in Eukaryota, Viridiplantae, Streptophyta, Magnoliopsida, Brassicales, Brassicaceae. The record is from RefSeq and is a predicted model, not a curated record. Bases 189 to 425 code for a protein of 78 amino acids. The transcript has 2 exons.